CAGGCACUGCGAUGGACACCCCGCACUAUUUCUGGGCCUCUCUGCGUGGGGUCGCGGGAAGUCGGUUUCGAAGAUGGCGGCGCCGUUGGCGGUAAAUUCAGCUGCCAGUUUGUGGGGUCCGUACAAGGACAUAUGGCAGACUGUUGUAAAUGCCAUCUGGAAAAGACAGCCUGAAGCCAUCCAUCUCCUUGACCAGAUUUUGAAGAAACACAAGCCUGACUUUAUCUCGCUCUUCAGAAACCCGCCAAAGAAUGCUCAACAGCAUGAGAAGAUUCAGAAAGCAAGUACGGAGGGAGUUGCUAUCCAGGGUCAGCAAGGAACCAGACUUUUGCCAGAGCAACUUAUCAGAGAGGCCUUUAUCUUGAGUGACCUCUUUGAUAUUGGGGAAUUGGCAGCUGUUGAGCUCCUUCUAGCUGGAGAGCACCAGCAACCUCAUUUUCCUGGCCUUACACGGGGCUUAGUGGCUGUUCUCUUGUACUGGGAUGGAAAGAGGUGCAUUGCCAAUUCACUACGAGCCCUUGUCCAGUCACGGAGAGGCAAAACAUGGACGCUCGAACUCAGUCCAGAGUUGGUGUCCAUGACAACACGUUUUACAGAUGAGCUGAUGGAACAGGGUUUGACUCAGAAGAUCCUCACUCUGGUGUCUCAUAUUGAUUUGAACAACGAGUUUGAAAAACUACAGAGGGAGCGUGGCCUGGGCAGUGAGAAACAUCGGAAAGAGGUUUCUGACCUCAUUAAAGAAUGCCGACUAUCAUUAGCUGAAAGCCUGUUUGUCUGGACCUGCCAGUCACCCCUCAGCAAGGAUGAUACUCUCAUACUUAUUAGUUACCUGGAGAAAGUGACGGUUGAAGCUGAUGGCUCACUGGACAGUGUUAACUUAUCUCUCCUCAUGGCUGUCCUUUACUGCUUUGAUGUCAGUUUUCUAGAACAAGGCACAGAGGAUCAAGAAGAUUUGAUGCACCAGCUGCCUCUGCUAACGGAAAGACAGUAUAUAGCAACAAUCCACACUCGUCUUCAGGAAUCUCAGCCGUGGAAACUACCAGGACUGCAAGCUACUGUUAGAUUAGCAUGGGCAUUAGCUUUACGAGGAAUAUCUCAGUUAUCUGAUGUAACAGCUCUUGCAGAAUUUACUGAGGCAGACGAGGCAAUGGCAGAGCUAGCUAUUGCUGAUAAUGUCUUCCUCUUCCUUACUGAAUCAGUUGUGGGAUCUGACAAUUUCUAUCAGGAAGAAUUUUACAUUCGCAAAAUUCAUAACCUUGUCACAGACUUCCUUGCCCUCAUGCCAAUGAAAGUGAAACAGCUAAGAAAUCGUGCAGAUGAAGAUGCUCGUAUGAUCCAUAUGAGUGUGCAGAUGGGUAAUGAACCACCUAUUUCCCUCCGGCGGGAUCUGGAACAUCUAAUGCUUUUAAUUGCUGAGCUGUAUCGGAAGGAUCCAUUUAAUCUGGAGCUUGCCCUUGAAUACUGGUGUCCUUCGGAGCCUCUCCAGAGCUCCACCAUCAUGGGGUCUUAUCUUGGAGUAGCCCAUCAGCGACCUCCUCAGCGUCAAGUUGUCUUAUCAAAGUUUGUUAGACAAAUGGGAGACCUACUUCCCCCCACAAUUUAUAUCCCAUAUUUGAAAAUGCUUUGGGGAUUGGCCAGUGGGCCCCAGUGUGCUCAUUACUGCUUCAGUUUGCUGAAGGUCAAUGGCAGCAGUCACGCUGAAAACAUCCAAGGAGCAGGUGGGAGCCCUGUGUCUUGGGAGCAUUUUUUCCACUCCUUGAUGCUGUAUCAUGAGCACUUAAGGAAAGACUUGCCAAGUGCAGACAGUGUUCAAUACCGUCAUCUUCCCCUGCGAGGCAUCACCCAGAAGGAGCAAGAUGGACUGAUUGCAUUUUUACAGCUCACAACUACUAUAGUAAAGUGGAGUGAGAAUGCUCGUUUGGCCCUUUGUGAGCACCCCCAGUGGACCCCUAUAGUAGUCAUUUUGGGACUUCUGCAAUGUAGCAUCCCUCCCAUUUUGAAAGCAGAGUUAUUAGAGACUCUCACUGCCUUUGGAAAAUCUCCUGAGAUUGCUGCUUCGCUCUGGCAAUCGCUGGAAUACACCCAGAUUUUACAGACUGUAAGAACUCCAGGGCAGAGGCAAGCUAUUGGCAUUGAGGUUGAAUUGAAUGAAAUCGAAUCCCGGUGUGAGGAGUAUCCUUUAACCCGUGCAUUUUGCCGGCUCAUCAGCACACUGGUGGAGAGUUCAUUUCCUUCUAACUUGGGAGCAGGAUUGCGCCCACCAGGCUUUGAUCCCUAUCUUCAGUUCCUUAGAGAUUCUGUGUUUCUCCGAUUUCGCACCAGAGCUUACCGGAGAGCAGCUGAAAAGUGGGAAGUAGCUGAGGUGGUUCUGGAGGUUUUUUACAAACUGCUGAGAGACUACGAACCUCAACUUGAUGACUUUGUGGACCAGUAUGUGGAGUUACAAGGAGAAGAAAUAAUAGCAUAUAAACCACCGGGAUUUAAUUUGAUGUAUCAUCUACUGAAUGAGUCACCAAUGCUGGAACUGUCCCUUAGUCUGCUGGAAGAAGGGGUUAAACAGCUUAAUACCUACGCCCCCUUUCCAGGGAAGAAGCACUUAGAGAAAGCAGUACAGUACUGCCUUGCUCUUCUCAACCUGACCCUGCAAAAGGAGACUCUCUUCAUGGACCUUUUACGGGAGAGUCACCUUUCCCUGAUUGUCACACCUCUUGAACAGCUGCUGCAAGGAAUCAACCCACGAACUAAGAAGGCAGACCACGUGGUGAAUAUUGCCAGGUAUCUUUAUCAUGGCAACAGCAAUCCUGAACUGGCUUUUGAAAGUGCCAGGAUCCUCUGCUGUAUUUCUUGCAACUCCAACAUCCAGAUAAAGCUAGUGGGAGAUUUCACUCAUGAUCAGAGUAUAAACCAGAAGCUGAUGGCUGGGUUUGUAGAAUGUUUGGACAAUGAAGAUGCAGAAGAAAUAAUUAGUCCAGAAGAGGAGUUGGAACUUGAAAAGAAGCAGGCUCGAAUCCACCAUGAAACCAGGAUUCACAUCUUGAACCUUCUCAUCACAUCUCUUGAGUGUAGUCCACCCAACCUAGCCUUAUAUCUUUUGGGGUAUGAACUGAAGAAACCAGUCAGUACCACAAAUCUACAAGACCCAGGUGUCUUGGGUUGCCCACGGACUUGCCUUCAUGCUAUUUUAAACAUACUGGAGAAGGGUACUGAAACAAGGAACGGUCCCACAGCGGUGCAAGAAUCUCCCCAUCUUGCAGAAUUGUGUUAUCAGCUAAUCUAUCAAUUGUGUGCAUGCUCGGACACAUCUGGCCCAACCAUGCGAUAUUUGAGGACCAGCCAGGAUUUCUUAUUCACUCAGUUGCAGCAUUUGCCAUUUUCUAUCAAAGAACAUGAGAUUUCAACUCUGAACCAGAUGUCUUGGCUGAUGAAGACUGCGGCUAUAGAACUGCGUGUGACAUCAUUGAACCGCCAGCGCUCCCACACACAGAGGCUCCUGCAUCUGCUGCUGGAUGACAUGCCUGUGAAAUCUUACUUGGCUGAUGGAGAAGGAGGAAUGGAAGAUGAAAGUCGCUCAGUCAGUGGAUUUCUUCACUUUGACACUGCCUGUAAAGUGCGCAGGAAGAUCUUAAGUAUCCUGGAUUCAAUUGACUUCAGUCAAGAGAUUCCUGAACCUUUGCAAUUGGAUUUUUUUGACCGGGCUCAGAUUGAGCAGGUUAUUGCUAAUUGUGAGCACAAGAAUGCACGAGGACAAGUCAUCUGCAAUGUCAAGUAUCUUCACAGAGUUCUGGUUGCAGAAGUUAAUGCCCUUCAAGGAAUGGCAGCCAUAGGCCAAAGACCUUUACUUAUGGAAGAGAUCAACACAAUCCUACAGUAUGUGGUGGAGAGGAACAAGUUGCUGCAGUGUCUCCAUGCUAAACGGCAUGCACUAGAGUCCUGGAGACAGCUGGUGGAAAUUAUUCUGACUGCCUGCCCCCAGGACCUCAUACAGACUGAAGACAGACAACUGAUUAUCCGAGACCUCUUACAAGAUGUUCAUGACAAGAUCCUGGAUGAUGAUGCAGCUCAGGAGCUGAUGCCAGUAGUGGCAGGGGCUGUGUUCACUCUUACUGCCCAUCUGAGCCAGUCCGUGAGAACAGAGCAAAAACAGCCACUUGCAGUCCCUUUACCUGGCCACUCCCAAUAUGUCUUGAUGUUGGAUGGCUCAUUUUCUGCAUCACCUGGUUCAGAAGGCCUGUCUUUGGGGUUUGCAUCCAUUGGUGACUCUUCCCUCCAUAUCAUCUUAAAAAAACUACUGGAUUUCAUUUUGAAAACAGGUGGUGGGUUCCAGCGAGUAAGGACACAUCUGUAUGGAUCACUGCUUUAUUACCUACAGAUUGCACAGAGACCAGAUGAACCAGACACCUUGGAAGCAGCCAAGAAGACAAUGUGGGAACGUCUGACAGCCCCCGAAGAUGCAUUCAGUAAACUACAACGAGAAAAUGUGGCAAUUAUUGAAAGCUAUGGUGCAGCACUGAUGGAGGUGGUCUGCCGAGAUGCCUGUGAUGGCCAUGAGAUAGGCCGGAUGUUGGCAUUGGCUUUACUUGAUCGCAUUGUCUCAGUAGACAAGCAGCAGCAAUGGCUAUUGUAUCUCUCCAAUAGUGGCUACCUAAAGGUGCUUGUGGAUAGCCUAGCAGAUGAUGACCUUACGCUUCAGAGUUUACUCACACCCCAGCCUCCGUUACUUAAAGCGCUCUACACCUAUGAGUCCAAAAUGGCAUUCCUGACCAGAGUAGCUAAAAGCCAGCAGGGGGCAUUGGAGUUGCUGAGGUCUGGAGUAAUUGUGAGGCUUGCACAAUGUCAAGUAUAUGAUAUGCGACCAGAAAUUGAUCAUCAAGGAAUGUUUGGGAUGAGAGAUCCUCCUGUCUUCAUUCCUGCUCCUGUGGAGCGCUACCGCCAGAUUCUUCUCCCAGCUCUUCAGCUGUGUCAAGUGAUCCUCACGUCCAGCAUGGCACAACAUCUACAGGCAGCGGGACAGGUUUUGCAGUUUCUAAUAUCCCAUUCAGAUACUAUCCAGGCUAUCCUGCGGUGUCAGAAUGUCAGUGCUGGAUCACUUCAGGAGCUGGCCUUAUUGACAGGAAUAAUCAGCAAAGCAGCUUUGCCUGGUGUGCUAGGUGAAUUGGAUAUAGAUACUAAUGAAGGGACGCAGAUGGAGCUACAAGGGCAUAUAGGACGAUUUCAGCGCCAGUGUUUAGGACUUCUCAGUCGGUUUGGUGGUUCAGACAGACUACGUCAGUUCAAACUGCAAGAUGAUAAUGCAGAGGGAGACAGAGUGAGCAAGAAGGAUGAGAUUGAGUUGGCCAUGCAACAGAUCUGUGCUAAUGUAAUGGAAUACUGCCAGUCGCUUAUGUUACAGUGUGCCCCCACCUUUCAGCACACCAUUUGUCUGUUCACUCCUAGCCUGUCAGAGUCAACUAACCGAGAUGGACCACGCCAAGAUACGCAAACACCAGUGGUUCCAUAUUGGCGCCUGCCGGGGUUGGGCAUUAUUGUCUUCCUGCUGAAACAGAGCGCUAAUGAUUUCUUCAGUUAUUAUGACAGCCAUCGUCAGAGUGUUAACAAACUACAGAACGUGGAACAGCUCCCACCUGAUGAAAUAAAAGAGUUGUGUCAGUCAGUGAUGCCAGCUGGGGUGGACAAAAUCUCUACUGCUCAAAAAUAUGUUUUGGCAAGACGGCGCUUAGUGAAGUUGAUAAACAAUCGGGCCAAGUUGCUUUCUCUCUGCUCCUAUAUAAUAGAAACCUGUCUCUUUAUUCUUUGGCGUCACCUGGAGUACUAUCUGUUGCACUGCACACCUGCUGAUUCCCAAGAUUCACUGCUAUCCUCCAGGUCUUCUUUUAAGAGUAGAAGACUACAAGAUUCCUUUAGUACAGAGCCUAAUUUGGAUUUCAGAAGUGGUUUGAAUCGAGUGAGCCAGCAUGAUAUAGAUCAGCUUCAGCUUGAAGCCACCAACAGCUUUGGUGAAUCUCUCCAGAAAAAGCUCCUCGACAUAGAAGGAUUAUACUCUAAAGUCCGAUCACGCUAUACCUUUAUUCAAGCACUUGUUAGACGUAUCCGUGGUCUACUAAGGAUAUCAAGGACCUGACAGACUUGUUCAUGUUGCCUGCCUCUGCAAGCAGUGAACCAGGACACACUGCCUUCCUCAGAUUUUAUACACCUAUGUUUUCUAAAUAAUGGGCAAAAAUAUUUUGUUAUCUUUUUUUCUUAUCAUUAAUGGAUCAGUUUUGUGUAUUCUUUUCUACCUGCACCCAUUCUCACUAGAAAAAUAAAGGAUUUUUUUUAAGCGAGUCAUGAUCACUGAAAAUGGACUGAAAAUACUCGUUACUGAAGACACUGGAGAUAGGAAAAUAUUGUGAGCAUUUUAAACUUUGUAUCUGUGCACUACACACACAUCCAUGUGACAAUUUAAAAGAAAAGCAAAACUGCCAAGCCCCAUUUCUGCUGUUCUGAGUGAUGCCAUCUUUUCACUGUGGUUCACAAACUCUUUGGAAAAAUGGAUUUCUGGGUCUAGUAUGUGAGAAUAAAAUAUGUGUCCUUAAAAUGG
Gavialis gangeticus (Gharial) is the source of this 6577-nucleotide messenger RNA. It is a transcript of the gene NUP205, whose product is annotated as nucleoporin 205. The coding region runs from base 74 to 6118 and encodes 2014 amino acids. Gene Ontology annotation, cellular component: nuclear pore inner ring; nuclear pore. Gene Ontology annotation, biological process: nuclear pore organization. The transcript has 43 exons. Gene Ontology annotation, molecular function: structural constituent of nuclear pore. NCBI's taxonomy places the organism in Eukaryota, Metazoa, Chordata, Crocodylia, Gavialidae. The record is from RefSeq and is a predicted model, not a curated record.